This is a messenger RNA of Prorocentrum cordatum, 1302 nucleotides long. NCBI's taxonomy places the organism in Eukaryota, Dinophyceae, Prorocentrales, Prorocentraceae. The record is from the annotation of a GenBank genome assembly.
AUGAUCUCGUCUCUGGCUGGAGGCCCCGCACCACGGCGCGCCGCGGUGGCCGAGCCCGCGGCGGCGGCCCUCGCCGGAGAGGCCGCGCUCGCGCUCGCCUCGCCCGGCGCCGCCGCCGGAGCAGGCGGCCAGGGCCUGCGGAAGCCGAGACGCGCGAACGAACGACAGGCGCAGUCGCCCGGCGCCGCGCCGCCGCGGGGGCCCCGCGGCAGCGGCGCCUUUCGGCCGCAAACGCCCGGCGCCGCCGCCGCCGCGGGGCCCCGCGGCAGCGGCGCCCUUCGGCCGCAGCCGCCCGGCGGCGCCGCCGGCGCCGCGGGGGCUCAAGGCGCCAUUCGGCUGCACGGGGCGCGGUUGGCCUCGGGGAUGCCUCGGCCGGCCGCCUCGGCGCGGUGCACGGCUGUGCGGACACUCCCGUGCUUGUUUUGUGGGUUGCCGCAGGGCAGCGCCACCGCGGCCAAAGCCCCGCCCCAGGCAGAGGCCCGCAGGGGAACCCUGGCCCAGAGGCAGGCGACGGUGCAGCAGACGACGCCGGCGCCCCGGAUCAAGAUCCCAGGGCGCAACCCAGCGCGGAGCCCCACGCAGCCGACCACGCCCAGGCGGCGGCCAGCAGCGCUGGCCCAGCAGACGCAGGACGGCCGGAAACCCAGCCACCACGAGAUGAUCAGGCGCACGAAGGACGCAGAGCUCCUCGGGCCGAUCCAGGCCUCUCGGUACCGAUGCCCGCAGCCAAUCCAGGAAGAGUUGCUGUGGAGCCGGAGAGGCGAGCCGGCGCUGGCCCUCGGGAGCGCCCUGCCCGACCGCGCCACCAGCCGGACCACUAGCCCAACCGCGGGCCGAGCGGCCGGCCGAGCCGCCAGCCUCGCCGGCGCGGCGGGCAACGGAGGCGGCGUGCCCACUGGGAAGCCCGCCCUGGUGCUCGUGGCCGCCCCCGAGGAGCUGGCCGCACCCGGUGCCACUGGGGCGGCAACGCCAGGCAGAGGCCGCGCUGGUCAGGAGACGCCCAGCGAGCGGGGGCACUCCCCACCGCCCGGCGCCGCCGGGGCCGCGGAGGUGCCCCAGGCAGCUCCCUGGGUUCCGCUGAAUAUCCCGGUCGACAACAGUCCGGUCCCUAAUCAGGUGAUCGACAACAUCUUGCUCCGCAAGCCACGGGCGGCGAGCAAGCCUGCCGCCAUGGUUCAUCUCAGGAGCGAUCCAGGGGGGCGGCAGGGUCAGACGGGGAGAUGGCGGCAGGGCAGCGCCGAGCUUGGAGCAAUAGUCCGCAGCAGGUUGCCGCAGGUGGGAAAGCCCGAUGCCGAUCUCUGA